This is a messenger RNA of Coffea arabica (coffee), 2979 nucleotides long. RefSeq names its product protein FAR1-RELATED SEQUENCE 5-like. The record is from RefSeq and is a predicted model, not a curated record. Lineage: Eukaryota; Viridiplantae; Streptophyta; Magnoliopsida; Gentianales; Rubiaceae. Gene Ontology annotation, molecular function: zinc ion binding. Gene Ontology annotation, biological process: regulation of DNA-templated transcription.
CACUGCGCUCUCUAUCGGCUGAUUCCAGCUUCCUCCGAUCCCUCUCCUCAGACACUUCACUUCUCUCCUUCCUUUGCCAUUUCCAAAACCUCAAUAAAGAUUCACAGAAACCUCAAAAAUUUUUGUGGGUUCUUUCAAUUAUUAGACUUUAUCCAUUAAAUUUCAUGUUUUCCUCCCCCCUUUGGUUUUUUUUGAUGUACAGUAUCUCGUUCAGCUGAAAUGAUUUAGUGCCAUUUCAAGACUUCAAGAAAGGUGUUAAAAUGGAUUUAAUGGCUAAAUGUGCAUGUGGGCAUGUUGCAGUAGACGUAUGCGAUACUGGUAGUGGUGAUAGUGAUUCUGGUGAGGGUAAUAGGAGAAGUGGUAAAGAAAAUGGGAUGAACAUAGACACCGAAAAUAAUAAUAGAAGUAAAACUGCUGGUGCUGAACCGGACACCAGAACUGAUGAUGCUCGUGACGUGAGUUGGGUGGAUUUGGAUAAAGGCUUGCAUGAGCUGACUGAAAAUGACGUGUUUCACCUGAAAUUUGACUGUGAUGAAGAGGCAGGACUGUUUUAUGAGACUUAUGCCAAGCUUGUUGGGUUUAAUGUUCGAAAGGUGCAUACAAGACGUGAUGAGAAUAAUAAGGUAAGAUAUAGGGGAUGGGUUUGUUCAAGAGAAGGUUUUCGGGAGAACAGGAUAAAUAUGUGGGACAGGAAACGAGAUCCUAAACCUGUAAGCAGAAUUGGCUGUCUUGCUCACUUUCGGGUCAAAUAUGAUAAGAAAUCAGGCAAAUAUGUUGUUACAAGUUUUAUUAAAGAGCACAAUCAUGAGUUGGCACCUCCUAUAGUUGUCCCCUUUCUGCAGCCACAAAAGCGUGCACGUAGAGUAGCUGUAGAUGUUGGGUUUACUAAGAAAGAUAUAGAGCGUGAGUGGGCUAGCUCUGACAUUCGUGAUGGCGACAGUAGGUGUGUCUUAACUCACAGUGUCUUAGCUUACUUGAGUGCUAAGAACGACUAUGAUCCAGGGUUGUUUUAUAAGUACGAUCUUGAUGAAGAAAAUCAAUUGUGUAGUAUAUUUUGGGCAGAUUCAAAGUCUAGAGCAGAUUAUGCCUUCUUUGGUGAUGUUUUGGUUUUGAACACUAAAUUUAGAAAGAAUGCUUACGAAAAACCUUUUAUUAUUCUUGCGGGUCUAAAUAAUCAUGAUCAGACAACCGUAUUUGGUUGUGCACUAUUGGGAGGCAAGACAGCUGAGACCUAUGUAUGGCUCCUUGAAACAUUCUUGGAAGCCACGAAUCACAAAGCACCUGUCUCAGUUAUUACAGAUGGUGACAAAGCUAUAGAAGAAGCAAUUCAGAAAACAUUCCCCACAUCUCAGCAUCGUAUAUGUCGCUGGCACCUAUUUAAGGAUGCUGUUUCUAGUGCUGGUGACUCAUCAUCUUUUGGGCCUGAGUUCAAGAAGUGUAUGGAGGAAAAUUGGAAUCCAGAAGAAUUUGAGGUGGCUUGGAUCAAAUUGGUGGAGAAAUAUGGACUUCAAGGCCAUCCAUGGUUUGAAGAGACUUACUCCAGGCGUACAAAAUGGGCAGAGGCUUACUUACGGGAGCAUUUCUUUGCUGGUCUGACCAGUAUUCGAGGCCAUGGAAUGAACACAUAUUUCACCCGGUUCCUGCAAGUUUGGCACAAGCUUCAUGAAUUUGUGAGGCACUAUGACAAGGCUCUUGUUUGUCUUCGUGAAGAUGAGGCAAAAGCAGAUUCUGAGUCAGAAAGCGCGUAUCCUGCUUUUUGUACAAUUUUGAGGGAUUUAGAGAGGCAUGCUGCUGAUGUCUUCACAAGAAGUAUGUUUCUCAAAGUUCGUGAACAGAUAAUGGGCGAUGCCAUGCUAAUUUUGAGUGGAAAAGAGUACCUCAAAGAUGAUGCCUGUUGGCUUUAUAAAUUUUCUGAAUAUAUGAAACCUGACGCGAUAUGGAAGGUUCGAUAUGAUCCAAGCAAUCAAAGCUUGAAAUGUUCCUGUUUCAAGUUAGUCACAGAUGGAGUGCCUUGCUGUCAUAUGGUUUCUGUGAUGAAAGCUGAACAUCUGAGAGAAUUUCCUAGAUGUUGCAUUCACAAAAGGUGGACCAAAUGUGCAAGGAGUGAAAUAGAUUCUGGGAUCGAUAUUCAAGCCUUAAAUAUGGCCACUCAAGUUGCACGUUUUCGAAUUUUAAAUUCUACCUGUAGUGAGAUGAAUUAUUAUGCUUCUCAGACAAUUCAAGGUUUUAAUGAAACACGGAGUCUCAUUUCUAAGAUCACGUCUCGUGUGAAGCAUAUUUACAAUUCAAAGGGUGAAGUGGACGAAACAGCACCAGAAGUCAGCCUGGAUGCUGAUGGCUCAACCACAAGGUCUGGUAUGCAUGAUCCCAAAUCAACAAACUCCAGUGGGCAAUGUGACGCUACUGCAGUGGAAACACCUCAACCUGACGAUUGCAGCCAGCGCAGUCAUGAUCAGACUACAUCCCAGCAGCUGCGUCUAAAUCAUGGCUUACAAACAUCUGAAGGUACUGGUACAACAGAUGAUGGUGAGGGACGCACACAGAAUGGAGAAUUUUCUGGAGCGCCAAGCCAGCCCAUAAACUUGAUUUGGGAAGACAAUGAUUAGAUUCAUCCGAACGCCUAUCUGGCUGUACAAGUAUUAGAGGAGUUGAACUGGAUUCGACUUUAUCCACCCUGUCAGCCUCCUUUCUUCUAUCAAAGGAAGGAAGGCAGAAGUUGGAAGAAGUUGCUUUUGGUUCCCGCAGCUUUGCACAUAUUUCGUCUCUGCUAUGCUGUAAAUUUGUAGUUCGACAUGACAUGCAGGUUCCCUUUUUUCCUUAGGUGCUCUGUCAGGCGAAAAUGGUUAUGUUCUAACUGUAACAAUCGCAGCUACGCUUGUAUUGUGCUAAAUUAGUCAAAAUGCAACCUGUGUUAAUUUUAUUCUCUAUCUUUAUUAUCUCUUGGAAGAAAAAGAAAAGCAACCAAAUUAAAAUGAUCUA